GCAAUUAAGAGAUGUUCAACAAAAACUUACAGAUGGUUUGCAGUCACAGAAGGCAGGAGGUUUGGCAGCGAACAGCAUGGCGACUUCGACUCUAUGGGUACUCUGGAUGUGUACAGUCCUCUUUGGGCAAGGAGUGAAGGCUCAGGACUGCGGUGUCGCACCUCUGAACACAAAGAUAGUCGGUGGUGAUGGCGCCACUGCUGGGUCUUGGCCCUGGCAGGUCAGCGUACACUAUAAGGGGAACCACAUCUGUGGAGGGACCCUCAUCGACAACCAGUGGGUUCUCACAGCAGCCCAUUGCAUUAUAACAAAAACCGUGAGUGAUUGGACCCUCUACCUCGGAAGAGAGACUCAGGCUGGUCCAAAUGCUAACGAGGUUUUACGCAGUGUGUCCCAGGUCAUCGUCCACCCAAACUUCAACAACACCCUGUUUAACAACGACAUCGCCUUGAUGAAGCUCGGGAGGGUGGUCGAUUUCACCGACUUCAUACGACCUAUCUGCCUCGCGGGUAGCGGCAGUCAGUUCUUCAAUGCCACUUCAUGCUGGAGUACCGGCUGGGGAAAACUUUUGAGCAAUCAGACCUUGCCAGCGACCGAGAAACUACAGCAGGUCCAGAUUCCUGUCAUUGGAAACAAACAGUGCGCCUGCAGUUACAUACCAACAGACGCAACCAUCACAAGCCAAAUGAUUUGCGCCGGCGAAAAGAACAAAGGAACAUGUCAGGGAGACUCAGGCGGACCUCUGCAAUGCAAGCAGAACUCAAAGUGGAUCCAGGCUGGCAUCACAAGUUUUGGGAUACCUUGUGCUACUGCUGGGUUUCCGGAAGUCUACGCUCGGGUCUCUGACUUUCAGACGUGGAUCACGGGUCAGAUCAUUGGGACCACAGCUGGCUUCGUGACAUUCACUUCUACUGGAACUGAUGCAGACAGCAGCUUUACAUGUCCCAACGCAUCCACUGGAAACUCAGGCAAACUUUCUGCUGAGUUAUUUGUCAUCUCUGUGACAGUGAUGCUGCAUCCAUUUAUUACUCAGUAGAAGUCUAUUUUUUGAGAUUUUUGCUGCUCUUUAAAUCAUUUUAUGAAGUAAUUAUAUUUUAAAAUAAAUAAUGCAUGUCAAAGUCAACUUUGUAUGAAUACAAGUUCAGUACUAUUGUCAUAUUCUAGUGGUUUUGCAAGGAACCAAAUGUUGCAUUUAGGUAGGAUUUAACAGGAGGAUCUGACAAAGGAUGGGUGAAAACAGGGGAUGUGUACAAGCUGGGGAGGGGAUUACUAGUACAAGCAACAGGUGAGAUUAUUACUGAGUGGAAGCAGCUGAUGGGGGACAGCUAUGGGCAAUGACUGAACAGAGUAAACACAAGGAAAACACUUGAGAAAAUGAAAUUGAAUAUGACCAAACGCAAAGUAACUGGAAACUACAAAGGUAAUUGAAACGACCCAGAACUGAUCACCAAAGGAAUGGAUGUGAACCAAAGGCCCAGGAUCAUGACAACUAUGAAAUGUUGAUAAAAGAUAGACUUAGCUAAAAACAUAAAAAUAACAUUGGAUCCAAAAGAUUAAAAUUAAAGAAGUAUCAUCAGGCUUUCUCACCAGUGUUACGUAGUCCUUCAGAAAAUAUUUCAAUAAUAAAAUCAAAAUCAAACUUUUGUCCUCACAGGUAUUAAUAUACCUGCCACUUUUAGGUUCAAAGAGAUAAUUCCACACACGUUUCUUCAGACUGGAAGUAAUUUUAACAUUUUAGAGCAGCCCAGCCAGAGUCACUACUUGGUACUGAUGCAAAGUGCUUUUAGAAAGCUAAAGAUUAGGGUGAUGGUAAGGUGGAUUUCAAACCUCAAAGACUUAAAAUACCAAAGGGAACAUGUAAAAAGCUGAUUAGCAAUUAUAAGAAGGGUUUAAUUGCUAUGAUGUGCUAUGCCAAUAAAGAUUUUUCUAUUGUAUAUUGAGAAGCAUAUACAUUAUUGUUAAUUCAAGUAUAAUUAAAAACAUUUUUUGUUCAGA
This is a messenger RNA of Girardinichthys multiradiatus, 1995 nucleotides long. RefSeq lists its product as uncharacterized. Gene Ontology annotation, molecular function: serine-type endopeptidase activity. The transcript has 6 exons. Gene Ontology annotation, biological process: proteolysis. NCBI's taxonomy places the organism in Eukaryota, Metazoa, Chordata, Actinopteri, Cyprinodontiformes, Goodeidae. Bases 77 to 1036 code for a protein of 319 amino acids. The record is from RefSeq and is a predicted model, not a curated record.